This is a messenger RNA of Oncorhynchus kisutch (coho salmon), 2284 nucleotides long. Its product is annotated as neurogenic differentiation factor 4-like. Gene Ontology annotation, molecular function: protein dimerization activity; DNA-binding transcription factor activity, RNA polymerase II-specific; E-box binding. Bases 293 to 1411 code for a protein of 372 amino acids. The record is from RefSeq and is a predicted model, not a curated record. Gene Ontology annotation, cellular component: nucleus. Gene Ontology annotation, biological process: axon development; camera-type eye development; positive regulation of transcription by RNA polymerase II. NCBI's taxonomy places the organism in Eukaryota, Metazoa, Chordata, Actinopteri, Salmoniformes, Salmonidae. The transcript has 2 exons.
ACACGCCUUUGGAUAAGCUGAAUGUUAUGGGUGGGGCGCUCGUGGGAGGGGCCAGUCCACCUCCUAAAGGCUAAACUCAGACAUAUUCAUGCCAGUCGGAGAUGAAAGUCCCAUCGCGCACUGAUUGUAUUACUGAGGGAACGAAAAGGAACUUGGAAAGGACUGCUACAGAGCGAAACGGCAUCUGUUGAGGAUUGGCUAUAAAGUAAUUUUGCUUGGUACUGGGGCUUUUGAAGUUAGCCGGACGUCUGACAAGUUUGGAAGAGCGAGUUGUGAACAUAAACAGAUCACAAUGAUGACCAAACGAUUUGGUAAGCCUGGAGAAGGAGAUGUGUCUGAGCUGGUCAGUUCUCUGGCCUGGCUAGAUGAGGACCUGAGCUCCCAAGAUGGAGAGAGAGGUCCAGAGAUGGGGGGCCGCUACGGCCUGGGCCCAGGAGGCCAUGGGAGCAUUGAGCUGGGCAGCGAAGACAUGGAGGAUCAGGAGGAGGAAGACAAUUAUAAUGAUGAUGAUGAGGAGACUGGAAUGGACGGAGAGAAUGAGGCGCCCAAACGGAGGGGGCCCAAGAAGAAGAAGAUGGCCAGAGGCAGACAGGAGAGGUUCAAGGCGAGACGCACCAAGGCCAAUGCCCGCGAGCGGUCCCGCAUGCACGGGUUGAACGACGCGUUAGAUGUGUUACGUAAGGUCAUGCCCUGCGCCUCCAAGACCCAGAAACUAUCCAAGAUCGAGACCCUGCGGCUGGCCCGCAACUACAUCUGGGCCCUGUCUGAGGUGCUGGAGAGCGGUCAGUCCCCAGAGAGCCACGGCUUCACAGAGAUGUUGUGUAAAGGCCUGUCCCAGCCCACUAGCAACCUUGUGGCUGGGUGUCUCCAGCUGGGGGCUUCUGCCCCCAAAAUGAUCAACAAGCUGGAUGACAAGCCCUUUGGAGGAGCUCCAGGAGUUGGUAGUGUUGUAGCAGGGCAACCUGGUGGCCAUCACCCCCUGAGUGGUCACUACCCCUCUCCAGGCCUGCCUAGCCCCCCCUACGGGUCCCUGGAGGCCUCCCACCUCCUCCAUAUGAAGAGCUUCGAGGGAGGGCCCUACGAACAGCACCCUUCCCCUAAUGAGUGUAGUAGCAAUGGCACCCCCCCUUACGACGGGCCCCUCACACCCCCCCUCAGCAUCAGUGGCAACUUUGCCCUGAAGCAGGAACCUUCCCCCCACGAGGCUGAGAGGAACUACCCCUCCCACCCUUCCCAUUACCUCUCGUCCCUACCCCACUACCCCCCCUCCUCCCUGGCCGGGCUGCCAGGGCCUCAGGGCCACCUCUUCCAGGCCUCGCGCUACGAACUGCCCCUAGACAUCCAGGCCUUUGAAUCCUUCCCUCCACCACACAUGGUCGCCUCACAGAUGGGCACCAUCUACAGCGAGUGAAGGGGAAAGUGAAGUUGGUUGGCCAGGCAGGGGAGAGAUCCAUACACAGCCCUGCCUCUGGUCCUCCAACCUUUCUGCACAUACAUAGGCCCGUGACUCUGUGAAUGAUUGUGUAGAGAGACAAUGAUAUGACAUUUACACUGUCUAGUGUCCUACUCUGGGAGAGCAUGGAAUGCUCCGAGAGAGAGACUCAACUAAACUCAACCUACCUGGUCAUAAUGAACUACUGAAGAGAUAAAGAUGCACCCUUCAUUGUAUUACUAAUUUAUUGUCGUUGUUGAUUAUUAUUUGUGUUGACAUUAUUUGUUUUGUCAUCAUUUGUUUCUGUCUGUGUAAUAAGUCUUCCCUCAGUUCCUAUUAUAUGUAGCUGUACUAUUUGUUAACCAAAUCAGAUAUCCAGGUAUAAGCACCGCACACUGUCUCAGAGACACCCAUCCAUUUUUUAAACUAAAAUGCAAGAGUACUUGGGCUGAAAGAAAGUCCUCUCUUGUGUGCUUGAGGAUGGAGAGAAAAUGUGUCAGAAAAUGUUGCUCUUACACUCAGUUACUUCAACUUCUGCACUGAGGCCCAUACUGUAGCCAGCAUCAUUUUAGCCAUAUGAACAGAAAUGCAUUUAAUUUAUAUCCGUAUUUAAUAUUUAUUUUGACAACUAUUAUCCUUUUUGCAAUUUUCUCAGCACUGUUUUUGUUUUACUGUCUUCUUGAUAUAUAGCUUGUCGGUCACCGGCGACUUUACUAAUGAAGGAUUUAAAUUAUAAUUUUUUUCCGAAGUACGUUUCAGGAUUUUGUCUCUUAUGGUGUCCAUCACUACUGUUUUUGUAAAUACUUAGCUGUUUCGCACUUAAUUGAAUAAAUAUUCUUAUAUUAUAUACUA